UUGUAAGCAGGAUGGUGAUAUGAUCAGACUCACAUUUCAAAAGGUCACUCACUGCAGUGUGUAAAAUGCAUUGGAUGAAAUUUCCUCACCUGAAACAUAAGGAUGGAGAUACUUGCUAUGUGUAUCGGACAGUUCAUUACGAUAAACAAAUUACACACUGUGGCAAAGGAGUGUUUUAUAAAAUAUAAAUGAUGUAGAAAACUUCAUAGUGAUAUUUUACAAGAAGCAAUAUAAUCAGAAGUUUAUAUACAUACUUUUGAAUUUUUUCUAUGAACAAUGGCAGCCUGAACUCAUGAAAGAGUUUUGUUUAUGUUAACAGGCUUCCUUCACCAGGGUAACUACUCCUUAGGGUGCUCACAAAAGAAAAGGAACUUCUCCCACUCUCUCAUUCUGUCUCUUUGCUCUUUCCCUCUCCCGAGCACAUCUGAGUGCUGCCUGGAGCCCAAGUCUGGCUCCAAACCCAUGAAAAUUUGCUAAGUAUAAAAACUUCUCAAGAAUGAGAUGGAUCCUGGGGCGUCAAGAGUAAAGGGCUUGGUGUAUGUGGCUGGGUCCUGUUUGCCCUUUCUUUGCUGCUGCUGAUCAUCACCUUCCCCAUCUCCAUAUGGAUGUGCUUGAAGAUCAUUAAGGAGUACGAACGUGCUGUUGUAUUCCGGCUGGGACGCAUCCAAGCUAACAAAGCCAAAGGGCCAGGUUUGAUUCUGGUCCUGCCUUGCAUAGAUGUGUUUGUCAAAGUUGAUCUCCGGACCGUCACUUGCAACAUCCCUCCACAGGAGAUCCUCACCAGAGACUCUGUGACCACUCAAGUGGACGGGGUGGUCUAUUACAGAAUCUAUAGCUCCGUCUCGGCGGUGGCUAACGUCAACGAUGUCCACCAAGCCACCUUUCUGCUGGCUCAGACCACUCUGAGAAAUGUCCUAGGGACACAGACCUUGUCCCAAAUCUUAGCUGGCCGAGAAGAGAUCGCGCAUAGCAUCCAGACCUUACUUGAUGAUGCCACCGAGCUGUGGGGGAUCCGGGUGGCCCGAGUGGAAAUCAAAGACGUCCGGAUUCCCUUGCAGCUGCAGAGGUCCAUGGCCGCCGAGGCCGAGGCCACCCGGGAGGCCAGGGCCAGGGUCCUUGCAGCAGAAGGAGAAAUGAAUGCUUCUAAAGCUCUGAAGUCAGCCUCCAUGGUACUGGCCGAGUCCCCUAUAGCCCUCCAGCUGCGUUACCUGCAGACCUUAACCACCGUCGCCACAGAGAAGAAUUCCACCAUUGUGUUUCCUCUGCCCAUGAAUGUUCUAGAGGGCAUUGGUGGCAUCAGCUACGAUAACCACAAGAAGGUCCCUAACAGAGCCUGAGGUCCUCCGGCUGCCACCAGCCAUCGCUUAGGGAGGCGUGUCUAUUCCUAUGGAGACCUCAGCAGUUAGAAGUGUUGAGAAUUUCAACACUAUUUAAGCAGAGCAACUCUACAGCUGGAAUAGCAUUAGCAGGGGAAUGCUAUAGAGGUUA
Hippopotamus amphibius kiboko is the source of this 1488-nucleotide messenger RNA. It is a transcript of the gene STOML3, whose product is annotated as stomatin like 3. The record is from RefSeq and is a predicted model, not a curated record. Gene Ontology annotation, cellular component: plasma membrane. The coding region runs from base 606 to 1337 and encodes 243 amino acids. Lineage: Eukaryota; Metazoa; Chordata; Mammalia; Artiodactyla; Hippopotamidae. The transcript is spliced from 7 exons.